AUGAAACAGUUCCAGCCUCCAGCCCAGGUCAUGGAGCCGGAGAAGGUGUUAAACAGGUGCAGACGGAGACGGACCCGGAGACAUGAUGGGGAAACAAAGACACAUACAAGUGGACAAGCCUUCACCCUCUGGACCCGAGCUGGACCCGAGCUGGACCACGGGGCCAUAAAUUACCAGUGGUUAUGGCCCCGGACACAUGUUGGCACGCACUUCAAACGCGCCGCUCGGCUGUUAGCUGCACAUUUGGCGUGGAGUGCGGCAGGUUGGGAUCCAGCUGCUCCUUCAGGCUCCACAUCUGGCUGGCAGCGUCUUGGCUCAGAUUGA
This is a messenger RNA of Knipowitschia caucasica, 324 nucleotides long. Lineage: Eukaryota; Metazoa; Chordata; Actinopteri; Gobiiformes; Gobiidae. The record is from the annotation of a GenBank genome assembly.